Messenger RNA from Rhizopus microsporus ATCC 52813, 289 nucleotides. RefSeq lists its product as uncharacterized. The record is from RefSeq and is a predicted model, not a curated record. The transcript has 2 exons. The coding region runs from base 14 to 253 and encodes 79 amino acids. NCBI's taxonomy places the organism in Eukaryota, Fungi, Mucoromycota, Mucoromycetes, Mucorales, Rhizopodaceae.
AUGUCUCAAUUGGAUGACAGCUGUGGAUGUCUCUCAAAACGGAUUAUAUUUCUUCCACUUCUACCGCCUUUACCUCCACUACCUCCAUUACCAUCUCUACAGCCGCCUGGUGUCGUCGUUGGCUGUCCUUCUUAUAAAAGACAUUCAAAAGACGAUGGUGAUAACUAGCCGCGGCUGUACACUGCCUUUCCCGGAUCAAGAUACCUUGAACCUGUUACAUUUAAAGAUUAAACUCAGUAAAUGUUACUUUUAAACAUUAGCAUUCUUCAGUAGACCCUGUCUAUUAAUC